ACUUCCAUAAAUCACACAGACACAGGACAGUGCAGGGAGAAGACACAGGUACAGAUGUACAUUAGAGUUGAGGUUAGAAGUAGAAGUUACUGUAUUUGACCACAAGUUUGUUAAGAUGUCAGAGGGAGUCUAUGAAAACUCAAAACGAUUUAAAGACGAUGAGCCUGAUGCAAUGAAGAACACAGACAUUGAUGGCCAAUUAUAUGCCAACGUAAGAGCCUUCAAACCCAGUACAAGAGAUGGAGUUGUUGCUUCAGUACAUGUUCAGUGGUGGAAGAGACCCUCUGGAGUUGCUGCAGUGUGUCUGGGGCUGCUGUGUGUUCUCCUAUUGGCUGGGAUCAUAGGCCAGGCUGUCUACUACAGCAACAUCUCAAAGAAUUCAUCUGCAGCGAUAGACCAGCUACAGACCAGUUAUAACACCAAAACUAAAGAGACAGGCCAGCUACAGACCAGUUAUAACAACCUGACUAAAGAGAGAGACCAGCUACAGACCAGUUAUAACAACAUGACUAAAGAAAGAGACCAGCUACAGACUGAGAAAGCGUUUCUUAAAAUGAGGCUGACCAAUCUCAAGAAAACCUGCCCUGAAGGCUGGCAGAAGUUUGAAUCCAGUUGGUACUUCCUGUCUACUGAGACUAGAACCUGGAAGGAGAGCAGAGAGGACUGUCUGGAGAGAGGAGCAGACCUGGUGAUCAUAAACAGCAGAGAGGAACAGGAGUUUCUCUUCAACCUCAAGAGGAGUGUCUGGAUUGGUCUGACUGACUCUGAUAAUGAGGGGACCUGGAAAUGGGUGGACGGCACCCCACUGACCACAGGGUACUGGUGUUACCCAUGUCCUGAUAAUGCAGGUCCUACUCAGAACGAGGACUGUGUUGAGAUACGUAAGGACCAGUUUCCUCUAGAGGCAUGGAACGACUUGUCAUGUGACAGCCAACUCAACUGGAUUUGUGAGAAAGCGUUUUAACAUCACCAUGACAACAUACUGUAACACAUACAGCAGCCUACAGUGCACAGAACUUCCUCCUUCAUUUUCUCUCUCUCUCUCUCUCUCUCUCUCUCUCUCUCUCUCACGCACACACAUUGUAUUUGUUUGUAUUAGCAUAUGAAUAAAAGUCAUACUCAUUUCCUGAAAUUGUA
Oncorhynchus kisutch (coho salmon) is the source of this 1137-nucleotide messenger RNA. Its product is annotated as C-type lectin domain family 4 member E-like. Lineage: Eukaryota; Metazoa; Chordata; Actinopteri; Salmoniformes; Salmonidae. Bases 116 to 964 code for a protein of 282 amino acids. The record is from RefSeq and is a predicted model, not a curated record. The transcript is spliced from 6 exons.